This is a messenger RNA of Phlebotomus papatasi, 5365 nucleotides long. RefSeq names its product tyrosine-protein phosphatase non-receptor type 23 (gene mop). The record is from RefSeq and is a predicted model, not a curated record. Lineage: Eukaryota; Metazoa; Arthropoda; Insecta; Diptera; Psychodidae. The transcript is spliced from 11 exons. Gene Ontology annotation, biological process: early endosome to late endosome transport; protein transport to vacuole involved in ubiquitin-dependent protein catabolic process via the multivesicular body sorting pathway; endocytic recycling. Bases 108 to 5213 code for a protein of 1701 amino acids. Gene Ontology annotation, cellular component: endosome. Gene Ontology annotation, molecular function: protein binding; protein tyrosine phosphatase activity.
CAUUCAUGUCAGAAGUUGGGUGUUUUUGUGUUGCGGAAUUUUCUCUCCCCGGAUAUUUUAUUUCCUAAUUUAAUUACAAAGAAGACGGAUUGUGUGAAAAAGUGACAAUGGAGGCCGUGCCGCGGCUGCCAAUGCUGAGCUUUGAGGCCAAACAGAGUCAUGAGCCCACCUCCUUCAGCAGUCUCAAGCGAUACAUCGCAGAAUUCUACCAUGAAGAUCCUGAAUCGUAUGCCAAGGAAUUUCAUGCACUGGAAAGUCUCAGAAACAGUGCAGUUAGGGCCAGUCAUGACAUGGAUGGAUGUUCGACCAUCAAGAGGUACUAUUGCCAAUUGCAUUCCCUGGUGCAUAGAUUCAUGAGCCACACUGGAGAUCAGAUAUCCCUGACAUUUGCCUGGAAGGAACUGUAUUCGGGGACAGCGACAACUUUUACGGACAUCAAUCAUGAGAUGGCAGCAAUUCUCUACAAUGCCGGAGCCUUGCAUACACAGCUCGGAGCUGCUGAUGCCCGGACCAAUGAAGAAGGAAUGAAGCUGGUUUGCACCCAUUUCCAGUGUGCUGCAUGGAUUUUUGGGCAUUUGCGUGACAAUUACAAGAAUGUGGACAUGGGAGAUUUGGGAAGGCAUCUCAUGUUCUUCAUGCAACAACUCUCCUUUGCCCAAGCCCAUGAGUGCAUCCUGGAGAAAAGUCUGACGGACAACCGAAAGGCAGCUACAGUGUCCACAGUGGCCAGUCUCAUUGUCAACUUCUACACAGUCGCCCUGGGGGCUCUGACCACGGGCGGAGAUGAGGGAAUUGUGUAUGAGACAGUCGGAAGUCGCACAUUCAAAGAAUGGAAGCGCUACGUGAAAUUCAAGAUUGCCUACCUGACGGCCAUUCUCUAUCUCUAUCAAGGGCAGCAAUAUGAGGAAAUGCAGAAGAUGGGCGAGAGAGUAACACUCUACCAGGCAGCUUUUGAUAAGCUCGAGGAGGCCAAGAAGGAGAGUAAGGGAAUGGCCAAUCAGGAACAAAUUAAUGAAGCCCUCAUAUUCACAAUGGAUGUAAUUGAGGCCAAGAGGAAUGCAGCAAAAAAGGAAAAUGAAUACAUUUACCACGAACAAGUACCAGACUUGGCUACAAUUCCGCCAGUUAAAGUGGAAAAGAAGUUGAUGAUGAAUGGAAUUGGUUUCAAUCCUUCGGAUCCGGAAUACGUCAACAAUGACAUUUUUCACAGAUUGGUGCCCAUGGAGGCUCACGAGGGCAGUUCACUUUACAGCGAGGAAAAAGCAGCCCUCUUGAGGCACGUUGGGGCCAAAGUCGAAGAGAAAGAUGCUGAACUCAACGCCUUUGUCAACUCUCUCAAUUUGGACUCACUUCAGUUUGAUAACACAGUGAAAUUGCCUCAAGGCAUUGUUGAUCGCUGUGCUGCUUUACAUGCUCGUCCUAAUGCCAUUAGUGACUUGGUGUCUUCAAUGUCGAGUUUGGCUGAGUCCUGCUCAGACGUUGAGUCAAUGCUCCAGGAAAUCCGGGAGUUGCUCGAAGAGGAAGAUGCUCGAGAGAAAUCCUAUCAAAAGACAAUGGGUUCUCGGCCAAGUGGGCAUUUUUCUGAGUUAAUUCGUGAAUAUCAGAAAUAUCAGGAAGCUCACAAUAAAGCUGGAGAAAGCAAUGAGACUCUGAGAAAGGCAAUGGGUCUGCAUGUGUCGAAUCUCAAAACUCUGGCACAACCACUGUCAGAAAUCACUGGAGUUGUUCCGGUGAAUAAAGAGGCAGCUGAUGAGAGUCACUUUGCUGAGCUGAAGCAUCUCUUGACCAAAGUCAAUACGAUGAAAGCUCAAAGGGCAACUCUUGUGCAAGAAUUUAGAGAUGGUGUUACAGCUGAUGAUAUUACAGGGAAAAUUGUGACGUGGGAAAAGAAAUUGGAGAAGUUGUUUAAGAAGGAACUGGCUAAGCAUGACAAAGUUGUGUCUCUCAUUGAACAGAAUUUGUCAGCUCAGAAUAAUAUUUUGAAGGCACUAACUGAUGCCUAUGCAAAGUGUGCACCUCAGAUGAAGGCUCUAGUGGAGACGAAGCACAAGAGAGAACAUUUUUUCUCAUCUCUAGCAGCUUCCUAUGACAUUUACGAGGAUUUGCUAGGGAAGAGUGCCAAGGGUCUUGAGUUUUAUAGAAAACUCCAGGGAAAUGUUCAGAAAUUGGUGACGAGAAUCAAAGCAGCCAGGGAUGUGCAAGAAGAAGAGCGUCAGCAGCGACUCAAAUCCACAAACAUCACACCAUCGCCGAGUCACAGUGUCUCAGAAAAUCAAUCGGUGUCUGUGAGUAAAAAUGGACCCAAAUUGAAGGAUUAUCUAAAGUCGGGGACCUUGACACUGAGCGGUGGCUCAUCAACGGCAUCCAAUGUGGAGCAAACUUCAUACAUUCCACCUGCAGUGAGACCAAAUCCCUUGGGAUCAGAGAACACCUCCACGUCAACGUGCGUAACCACUACAACAUCAGACAAAUUCAUGUCACAGACGGUCGUUGGAGGGUAUCAGAAUAUCUAUUAUCAGCCUGAUCCAACACUGCAAAAUUACGCUCCUGCCAGCAGUCAAUAUCAGGAUGGAGGUCAGCAGUAUUACUCUCAACAGCAGCAGACACUGAGUCAAGCAUCACAGGUUCAGUCUGGUUACACGAAUCCCAUCUAUCAAUCGCAGUACUACUACACAACGGCUCAAGGUGCAAAUGUAUCUCAGUCGUCACAGAGUGGUGUCUCUGACACUUACACUAACCCUGUUACCCAAACAUCGUCCAGUUCUUAUCAGGCCCAACAGCAACCGGCCCAGCAAUACCCCACCUACAACUAUUAUGAUCAACAACAUGGUUUUGCUGGUGCAUCAUCAGUCAAUAGCUAUUCGGCUAAUGUCCAACAAGCUGCUCCAAUUACUACACAUUCCACCAGUAGCAUUCCUGCCGGUGGUCAUAUGUCCACGUGUGUUGAUCCACAGCAAUCUUACUACAACCAGUCGAAUUAUAGCUAUCCCUUGACUUACUCUGCAACUGAUCAACAGAAUCAAAUGUAUUACCAAUCACAACCAUCUCCUGCUCCUUCACACUCUAGCGAUACUUCCGUCAGCGGAAUGACGCAACAGGUGGCUGCGAUGUCUUUGAAUCAGGGCUUAGGUCAAACCUACAGCCCUCAAACCUGGGAUGGAGUAGGUUAUACCGGUCAGAAAUCAACGCCAGAAGUUGAUGGAGCCAAUCGAGCUCAAUACGGUUAUGGGGGUAAUCAGUAUGAAGCUGCAACGAGUGUUGGUCAAAUGUAUGGGCAGUAUACGACUGGAAUGGCUUAUGAUCAGCAACAACAACAACAACAGUAUCCUGUAGUGUCACAGACACAGCAACCUCAGCAAAUGGUACAGGAUCAGCAAGUUACAAAUCAAUAUGCCAUUAACGGUCAAACCCAGUCGUAUGCCUCUCAUCCUGGCUAUGUUUACAAUUCAAUGACCGGGGAGUAUCAAUAUGCCAGUGGAUAUCAGAUGGAUGCAAGCGCAAUGUCUCAAUAUGUUCAGAAUCACUAUACGAAUGCGGGAGAGGGUGGAUACGGUCAGACUGUGGCUAGUUCGACAUUUAACACAACUGGGUCAACAUACGAUACUACCCAGUACGCGUAUCCAGUAACUCAGCCCGUUACGGCCGUUGCAGGUCAGAUUUCUGCGACGCAGGUUCAAACAAGCCAGGCUGUAGAACCAGUUGUAGUUAAUCCAGAACCACCUGCAGCUGCAACAGCUGCUGUAGCUGAUCCAACUCCUCCUGUGACUCCGGCUAAAACGUCCAAUUUGGACUUGCUGUCGGGCAUUGAUUUUACAACACCAGACAUUCCUGUGACUCCACUUCUUCAACCGAAAGUCAUCUCAACAUCAGCAGCAGCCACAGCCAAAGAAGAACCAGUUAAAGUGGAAAAGAAUGUAGACAUUCUGAGCAAUGUUCUGGCUGCUGAAGCUGAAACUAGUACAGACAAAGGGUCUCUGGAAGUUCUUGAGGCAACUCCAGCUCCAAAAUCAAUUCCAUCGGUUUUUGACAGGAAAAUGAGCGGAGAAAAUGUCUCUAUUCUCUCCCAAUUGGAUUCUCUUGACCAAUUGAGUGAGACAUCUAGCGUGAAGAAUGAGGAAUUGGGAAACAAUGAAACUAUUUUGGGCAAAUACAAAUAUGCAUUUGAUGAUCCGAAUGUACUCAAAUGGUUCCACAAGGAAGUUGAGAGAAUGGAAAAGUUUAUUGAGGGAAUAAAUAUCAAAACAUUGAAUGGAUCGACACCAUUGGACACAAAGUGGAAGGAAUUGCAGGAUUUACUCGUGAAGGAUGAAUCAAAGCGUACAAUAACUGUUGCUAAAUGGUUCUAUGAGAAGAACUGGAAGAAUUUGAAAGAAGAUUACGUUCCGUAUGAUCAUGCAAGAGUUAUUUUGCCAACAGAAACCGAAGAUUAUAUCAAUGCUUCGUACGUGAGGAUCCCAGCGGAUGGAACUGUGGAACUAGGACCUGGGUGUCCUCAGUUGAUAUUGGCACAGACGCCAAAGGCAACAACUUUCAAAGAUUUUUGGUUUAUGGUGUGGUCACAAAAGUCUCAAGUUGUUGUAUGUCUGCAUCCUCCAACUGAGAUUUUGGAUACUUUCUGGCCAACACAGGUAAAUUCGGAAGUGACUCAUGGAGACUUUUCGGUUACGCUCUUGCGCCAAUUUGAUCUGUCACAUUGCCUGGAAAUGAGUCUCAAGGUGACAAUGGUGGGCAGUGAUGCCAUCCUCAGUCUCAGUCUCUUGCAAAUGAAGAGUCCCUGGGGUAAAGGAUCUUGUGGGCAGAUCUUGGGAAUUGCCCAGAAUGUCAUUGACACUCUCAAGAGACAUCAGGCUCAGGAUGGUGGUGCUGGAAAGUCCUGGCCAGUUGUUAUUAAUUCAUUAACUGGAGCUGAUAGAUCUGGAUGUCUUUCGGUGGCCAUAACAGCUAUUCUGGCUACACAAGUUAGACGUCCUGUUCUCAUCAAUGUCAUUGAUGCAUGGUACAGAAUUUGUUCGCAAAGAAAAGGUGCACUGGAAGAUGCUGAGAAUCUGCUUCUCUCUUACAAAUUGGUUUUAUCCCAUGGGCAUGAACUUCUCAAUAAACAUGGUAUUAUGACAUCGUAUCAAAUGAAAACAGCUCAGACGGCAACGGUUGAAGCUAAGGAAGAGAUCAUAGAUCCCCUGAGUCAACUCGAUCCGCUCUGGAAGCUGAAAUGAAACGCUGAUUGGGUGGAAUUGUUGAUAAAGAUUGUGCAUUGUUUCUUAUUCAUACAUUUUAUUAUCCUGAAUUUAUAUUAGCUCAAGAGUAUAUUAAUCUAUGAAUAUUUAACCAUGAUUAUAGAAAUUUAUUAUAAAUUGACUAAAAAGUU